UGGAUUCAGACACCGCAUCAAUAUCAAUCGUCUUUCUAAACCGAAGAUUCUAACUAAUAAGUCGUGUAUUGUUUACUACUUUAUUUUCAAUUUUCUUGCAAAAUAUGAAAGCACACGAGAAAUACAUACUAAAGGAAAAACUGCAGCUUGUGAGUGAUAGAUAUGUGUAUUUACUAGAUGCAUUUCAAGUCCCUAGUUCAAAAUCUGAUGAUUUUGUAUGCAGCGAUUAUCUCUUAGAAGAAGGUAAGAAAUAUGAACCAGAAGAAAAAGCGGAACAUGAAACCCGACUAAAGGUGAUGCAAAACAAAAUAAAAAGCAAGUAUCUACAACGAAAGCGAAAGUCGAGCAGCGUUAAAAAUAUAAGCAGAGAGAAGUUGAAAAAAGACCGAAAAAAAAAAGUUCAGCUCUCUGCACAUAUUCAACCCACAGCAAAAAUUGAAACAACCAAGAAAAUCGAGAAGGUUGAACCAUUUUACAAUUCAAUGAAAAAGUUAUUGUUCUCAAAAGUCCAGAUCGAUGAGAAUGAUGUUGUUAAAAAAGGCACUGAAACUGACACUAAAAAACUUUUGCGUAAAGCAUUAGAAGAAAAGAAAAGCUUAAAUGCGCUUAAAUCAAAAGGAGACAGUUCAACAUACUCAGAAGCGAAAAAUAAGAAAGCAUGGGACCGGGCUAUUGCUAAAACGCUAGGCCAAAAGAUGAAAGACGAUAUCGGAUUACUUUCUGCUAAUAUACAAAAAAGGAAGAAGCAAGUCAUGAAGUCCAAACAGGAAUGGGCACAACGAACUCAAAAAGUUGAACAUAUGAAAACCACCAAACAGAAACAACGAAUGGAAAACAUUAAAUCCCGAGCAGAAAAAAAGAAAAACAAAAAGAAACAAAAGCUAGUUAAAAAGGGUCGCAUUAUACCUGGAUUUUGAUCACGUAAUUUGAUUUGUUAAUUUGAUAUGAAGAACAGGGGUGACAUUGUGAUUCUCGUUUCGAGUGAUUUCGGUUCGUUUCGACCACGUUAAAUGAAUGAGCGAAACGAACCAAAAUCAAUCGAAACGAGAAUCGCAAUGUCACCCCAGGUUUUUAUCCUGGAUUCUUAUUAACCCAACUCGAAAUUAUUAAAGGAUUAAUAUUUUUAGAUGUCAAAAAUGAACGCGUGACAACCGACAAAUUUGAGUUUAUAAAUACUAACAGCAGUUCGAUGUUAAUUAAGAUGAAAAAAUAAAAAAUUUCGAUAAUACU
Messenger RNA from Sabethes cyaneus, 1230 nucleotides. It is a transcript of the gene Surf6, whose product is annotated as surfeit locus protein 6 homolog. The transcript has 3 exons. The record is from RefSeq and is a predicted model, not a curated record. Bases 105 to 917 code for a protein of 270 amino acids. Gene Ontology annotation, biological process: ribosomal large subunit biogenesis; ribosomal small subunit biogenesis. Gene Ontology annotation, cellular component: nucleolus. Gene Ontology annotation, molecular function: RNA binding; DNA binding. NCBI's taxonomy places the organism in Eukaryota, Metazoa, Arthropoda, Insecta, Diptera, Culicidae.